This is a messenger RNA of Fonticula alba, 1440 nucleotides long. Its product is annotated as lipoyl synthase. The transcript has 5 exons. Gene Ontology annotation, cellular component: mitochondrion. Lineage: Eukaryota; Rotosphaerida; Fonticulaceae. Gene Ontology annotation, biological process: lipoate biosynthetic process. Gene Ontology annotation, molecular function: lipoate synthase activity; 4 iron, 4 sulfur cluster binding. The record is from RefSeq and is a predicted model, not a curated record. The coding region runs from base 21 to 1304 and encodes 427 amino acids.
CCCCCCUCCCCCCCCUCCUGAUGUUCCUUGCCGCGCGUCAUACGGCCAUCGCGGCCGCUCGGCGCCAGGUGGCCGUCUCGCUGGCCGGCCCUGCUGGCGCUGCCGCCGCCGCCGCUCGGCAGAUGUCCUCAUCCUCCUCGGAGGCCAAUGCCCCGGCCGCUGGCAGCCGGCUGGAGGCCCUGCGCCAGGCAGCCUCCACCGGUCCCGGGCUCGGGGACUUCGCCUCUUCCGGGUCUCUGAAUGCGGCGGCCAUGUGCGGCGUGCCGGCCGGUAGCCCGGACAUGGAGGCCAUGAAUGCCGCGUACGCGGCCUUCGCCGCGUCGGAUCCGAACGCCGCCCCGGCCAAGGCCCGCGGCCCGCGCAAGGCCGUCUCCCGCGUCCCGCCCUGGGCGAAAAUCGCCCUCCCCUCGGGUCCGAACUUUGCUCGGAUCCGGUCCAACCUGCGUGAGCUCGGCCUGGCCACCGUCUGCGAGGAGGCCAAGUGCCCGAACAUGGGCGAGUGCUGGGGUGGCGAGGAGGGCACUGCCACUGCCACGAUCAUGAUCAUGGGCGACACUUGCACCCGUGCCUGCCGCUUCUGCGCGGUCAAGACGUCCAAUGCCCCGCCCCCGCUCGAUCCGAUGGAGCCCAUCAACACGGCCGAGGCCGUGUCCCGCUGGAAGCUCGGCUACGUUGUGCUUACCAGUGUCGAUCGUGACGACCUGGCCGAUGGUGGGGCUGCGCACUUUGCCCAGACCGUCCGCGAGAUCAAGUCCCGGAAGCCCGAUAUGCUGGUCGAGUGUCUGACCGGCGACUUCGCCGGCGACCUUUCUGGCGUCGAGCAGGUCGCUCUCUCCGGCUUGGACGUGUAUGCCCACAACAUGGAGACCGUCGAGCGCCUCCAGGGUGUGGUUCGCGACCGCCGGGCCGGCUACCACCAGUCGCUGAAUGUGCUGAAGCGCGCCAAGGAGGUCCGCCCCGACCUGAUCACCAAGUCCUCCAUCAUGCUCGGUGUCGGCGAGACCGACGAGGAGGUGGAGCAGACCAUGCGCGAUCUCCGCGCCCAUGGGGUCGACUGCGUCACCCUCGGGCAGUACAUGCGCCCGACCAAGGGCCACAUGAAGGUGUCGGAGUACGUGCACCCGGACAAGUUCAAGUACUGGGAGCAGCGUGGCAAGGAGCUGGGCUUCGUGUAUACCGCCUCCGGGCCGCUGGUUCGCUCGUCGUACAAGGCCGGCGAGCUGUUCAUCGGGAACAUCCUCCGCGACCGCCGGGCCGGUGAGAUUGAUGCCGCUCUGCAGCAGAAGGAGGCCGGCUCCGCCUAGAUGGGCUGUGGGGCCACUGUGAACGCCGGAGAUCUCGAAGCGCAUGCCUGGCCGUGUCCCCGUCAUCUCUCUCUCUCUCUCUCGUCCAUCGGCCGCCAUGUAUGCCCUCCUUUUCCCCCAUCCCCCCCCCCCCCUC